Molecule: messenger RNA, 1320 nt
Organism: Syzygium oleosum
Lineage: Eukaryota; Viridiplantae; Streptophyta; Magnoliopsida; Myrtales; Myrtaceae
Product: peroxidase 21
Exons: 5
Coding region: 45-1034 (329 amino acids)
Biological process (GO): response to oxidative stress; hydrogen peroxide catabolic process
Molecular function (GO): heme binding; peroxidase activity
Source: RefSeq, a predicted model, not a curated record
GGAGAUUCUUCAUCACUUCAACCAAGACAAGAUAAAGCCAAAGAAUGGCCACCAGAAGCUCCCAUCAUUGCAGCUCGAGCUUUGUCCUUCUGUUAUUGCUCCUCCAGCUUCUUUCGGGUCACGGUGAACUCCAGUCGAAUUACUAUGCCGAGAGCUGUCCGAACGCAGAAGAAAUCAUCAAACAAGAAGUCGCCAAACUCUACGAUGAACAUGGCAAUACCGCCAUCUCCUGGAUGCGCAAUCUCUUUCAUGACUGCAUGGUCCAAUCCUGCGAUGCCUCGCUUCUGCUAGAAUCGAAGCACGGGAACGGGAUUGUGUCGGAGCAGGCGUCUUCGAGGAGCUUCGGGAUGAGAAACUUCAAGUACGUGACCAAAAUCAAGGACGCUCUUGAGAACGAAUGCCCCACGACGGUCUCUUGCGCCGACAUCAUCGCUCUCUCGGCGAGAGAUGGGGUCGUUCUUUUAGGAGGACCACGCAUCGAAAUGAGAAGUGGAAGGAAAGAUAGCAGAGAAAGUCACGCGAGUGAGGUGGAAGAAUUCAUUCCUAACCACAACGAUUCGAUGGCGUUGGUGCUUUCUCGUUUUGAGUCUGUUGGCAUCGAUGUUGAAGGAACAGUCGCUCUCCUCGGAGCUCAUUCGGUUGGCCGAGUUCAUUGCGUCAACCUAUACGAUAGACUCUACCCUACUGUGGAUCCGACCUUGGACCCAGACUACGCCGAAUACCUAAAAGGCCGGUGUCCGAUGCCGGACCCGAAGCCGGAGAAAGUGCGGUACGCGAGGAACGACAGGGAGACUCCGAUGGUGCUGGACAACAUGUACUACAAGCACUUGUUGGCUCACAAGGGACUAUUGCUGGUAGAUCAGCAGUUGGCUUCAGAUCCAACAACUGCUCCCUUUGUGGAGAAAAUGGCCUCCGACAACGGCUACUUCCAGGACCAGUUUGCGAGGGGCUUGCUCACGUUGUCCGAGAACAAUCCUCUUACAGGAGAUGAUGGAGAAAUUAGGAAGGACUGCAGGUAUAUCAAUACAGACUGAAGAGAUGUUCGUGGGUGCGUUUCCAAGGAUUAAGUCUGAAGGACAUGGGUCUUUUCAAGCUUGAGAAGUAUUACAAACAUACAUGUUAAAAGUAUGUCUAUGUUCCUUUUUUUUCCAUUUGCAGAGACGGAACAAAUUUCAGUGCAUCAUAAUUUUCUGAUAUGAUUAGUGGUAAUAUGGUGCAAUUGACAAUUUGUUGGUCAAGUAACCGACGGCAAUUUACCGACAAUGUUAGCAAUUUAGCGAUAUUAAAUGCAACAGUGAGUUAUCGACUUUUUUUAACAAA